CGCGCAGUUCACGACAGAACAUGCAAGAGGAAUCGCAAGCCCUCCUGGCAAAAGCGCCGCCGCAGCGUGCGUCUACCGUGCCGAUCGUACGACAGAUGUCGUCUUUGGCGGAGAACACCAACCAGGCGAACGUGAACAAGCAUGUCGAAGUUGUGCUCACGACGGUUGGCGUCGACCCAGCCGACACGUUCACGGGCUCCUUUGUGUACUCGUUAGUUGUGCUCAUCAUCGCGGUACCGCUCUUUCUCGGGCCUCGUACGUCUUGUUUAUCUGUUUCAUUCAAAGCACUGAACUGAUUUUACCGAUUAGUCCUCGUCUACUUCAAAAUCGAUGGCAUUGUGACGUGGUCGUGGUGGAUGGUGCUCUUGCCGUUGUGGAUUUUUAAUGCCUUGUGGUUGUACGCAACGUGCUUCAUGAAAGGAAUUGCCCCUGUUGACCGCGAAGAUCACUUUGACGACUCGGUUGACGUCACUAAUGUCGACGUACACACAACUACCGACACGUCCACCCAGACUGAAGUCGUUGAAGUCGAUGCGACAACAACCGUCGAAACCAAGCCUGAGAACCGCAUCUUCAACGUCUUCGUCGUGCUCAUGUACAUCCUGACCGAAGUAUUUGUCUGUCUCAAGUUGGAAGGCUCCAUCACGUGGCACUGGGUGGCGCUCAUGACGCCAUACUACCUUGUUGCGCUGAUGCAAGGCAACUGCGCUGCCUUUGCGAACGUUGGCCAAGUCGUGUUGAUUGCCACGAAGCUCGACGGCACGCUCUCGUGGAGCUGGAACGGUGUUUUUUUUCCCUACUGGAUUGGGGUCGUCGUUGGGGUCGUCCUCGCGCCUUUGGGUGUGUACGCAGCGACGAAGUACUCGAUGGCACAGGCUUCGAUCGACGACGAACAGCCUCCUUCAUUGUUUUGGCCCGUCGUUGGCGCGAUCUCUUCGUUCGUCUUGGCUGUAGCGACAUUCUCUCCGUUCUUGCUGCUCAUGUACAAGCUCAACUGGGGCGAAUUGGCCACAGUCGUCGUGUUCAUUCCGUACUUUGUCGUGUUGACCCUCGUCUUCCUCGUUGUGCUUGUCGCUGGCCUCACUAGCCUCUGCCGCGGCGUCAAAGAAGAUAACGUUGUUUAAUCCAAGGCGAUCGUGGAUCAAUUGCAUCGCUUGUCCUGUUCGACUGCCAAUUGUGUCUUCGAUGGAACCAGAGAACCUGGGCCUGGCCUUUGAGCACGGCUGGCCAAGGCAAGUCAAACCGAUAAGACCCAUCGAACGAGCUUCCACGUCCCGCGACGCCCUGCAUGUGUCAAUUGUGUGUGAAUCUGCUCCACCUUUUAAGCAGUCCUCACGGUUGAUAUGCGGUAAGUGGCUACAACGUUGUCGCUGGCAUCACCAACUGAAUGGUCCGUUCGCUGAAUAAUGCGAAGUGCAACGAAAAUGCCACAAACAAGUUUCAGUUCUUGCCCAUGGCCCUCCAUUCAAGACUUGGUGUAGCCGUCGAUGAUCCAGCUCGCUGAAGGGGCACACAAAAAAUGUGCAAAUAACAACCCCCUGGUCAUAUACUACUACUGAUUUCCCUCGCUUAAGUCAAACGGUUCAUUUUAUGCAAUUAUCGCAAUACAUCCAAAUAUAGAGGUAUAAAUUGUUGC
Molecule: messenger RNA, 1636 nt
Organism: Aphanomyces invadans
Lineage: Eukaryota; Oomycota; Saprolegniomycetes; Saprolegniales; Verrucalvaceae
Exons: 4
Coding region: 357-1124 (255 amino acids)
Source: RefSeq, a predicted model, not a curated record